This is a messenger RNA of Folsomia candida, 860 nucleotides long. It is a transcript of the gene mRpL51, whose product is annotated as 39S ribosomal protein L51, mitochondrial. Gene Ontology annotation, biological process: translation. The coding region runs from base 194 to 754 and encodes 186 amino acids. Gene Ontology annotation, molecular function: structural constituent of ribosome. The transcript is spliced from 3 exons. NCBI's taxonomy places the organism in Eukaryota, Metazoa, Arthropoda, Collembola, Entomobryomorpha, Isotomidae. Gene Ontology annotation, cellular component: mitochondrial large ribosomal subunit. The record is from RefSeq and is a predicted model, not a curated record.
CCGGAGCGGAUUGCAAGAAUUUGAAUUUUAAAAGAGUAGAAAAUGUGCCAUGUUUUUUAAGUUGCAUUAAAUUAAAGUUUAAUUUAAUUACUAAAUUGUAUUAAUUGGGUAGAAUAGUCUUACGUGAAGGCAGUUGACGGUGUAGGACAGGGUUUUUAUGUGGAUUGAAACUUAUUAACUGAUCAGGUUAAUAAUGUUCUCCAUCUCAAAACUAGUCACCGGCUUAUCUCGGGUUGUCCACAUAUCGCCACCCCCAAAUACCCUCUUACUCGAAACUUCGAUAAGGUUGGAAGCGUCCUCACUCCUUGUACCUUCAAAGGGCACCGUGCGAUACAGAUAUUUUGAGGACAAGCCAAAAGUUCUAAUGAGAAAGUAUGGAUACAAAGAUAAGAUGGAUUUCAAAGGACCCCUUCCACGAAUUCCAACCGGAAUGCCACUUCCAAUGCCGCUCUACCAACCUAAAAAGAAUUGGACCGAGAAAAAAGCCUUGUUCGGACAAAAUGACUAUAUCGACAUUCUCGGCGAUCAGGAAGGACUGAAACCCAUCAUGUUCCAGACACAUAUUCCCCAGUGGUUAAAAGGAUUUCAUGGGAAUGAGUUCCAGAUGUUAAUUCGGAAACAUAAAAUGCUCGGAAAUCGCGUUGCUUCUCGUCCCCAGGAAUGGCACAAUCUCAGAAAGAGGAUAAAAUAUUUGUACAGAUUUCUUAACUAUAAUACCAAGAGCUUUAUGGAUAAGAAAGUUCUCCGUAGAUGAUUGUAUCGUGUAACGUCAAUUUCGGUUUUAUACAUACAGUUAUUUAUGCAGUAGUCAAAAAAUGAAUAACAAAAUCAUAGCGUAAUAUUCUCAAUGUCGUUAUUAG